Giardia duodenalis is the source of this 2199-nucleotide messenger RNA. Its product is annotated as WD-containing protein. The coding region runs from base 1 to 2199 and encodes 732 amino acids. The transcript has a single exon. Gene Ontology annotation, molecular function: protein binding. Lineage: Eukaryota; Fornicata; Diplomonadida; Hexamitidae. The record is from RefSeq and is a predicted model, not a curated record.
AUGUCUUUGCUUGAAGAUCAAUCCUCAUCAUGCGUUCAUGCGUCUGCGAAGCCCGCAGUCCCAGAGCGCGUUGGGCAGCGCUUCGCAGUUAUCAACAUGGUGUCCAAGUAUGAGACGCAAGCAGGCCCCCAGCUAACGGAUACCGUCGAAACGUUUGCUGGCAGUGAAAUAAGCUUCCAUGUGAAGCCAUAUAUUCAUGCAGUAGCACAAGGCAAUGCAUCACAGUUACCACAAUCACCCUCUCAACGGGAGUCGAGCCUAGGAGAGGCUCUUUUUAACCUCUCCUCGGCGCGGGCUCGCGACUCAGACUCAGAAUGGGAUGCAAACUUUAUUCAACUGGAGCCCAUGGCAGAUGCUCAGAGCAAGCUGUCUUCCUGCAGCAGCUGUCUGCUACCUAUUCUACCUUACAAGUUAAAGAAUGAGAAGGCCAGCGUUCUCUAUGACAGACUAAGACUAGCAUCAUACAGUGGUUCAUCUGCAAGCCAGAAGAGCCGAAAGUAUUACGUGUGGAUGUCUCAGCUCAUGGUUGCCCAUCAUGGACCGAUCUGGACAUCCGAGUUCUCUCGAGAUAUGUCAUUCUUUGCUACUGCAGGCCAGAACGGGUUUGUUAAAAUAUGGAAAUACAUAAAUAAAGCACAGGUACACGUAGAACCAUGUAAGCCAUCGCUUGAUGUCUCCACUCUCACCCAUGUCAAGAAGCCUGAGCUUCUUUCACCCAUUUGUGAGAGUCCCUCCAAGGAAAACCUAUCUCAGUACAUUGGUUCACCAGUUCUGAACCACUCUUCUAAGCUCUCUACACGCAGGUUAUCCAAGGCUGCCGAAGCAGAAGCCAGCAGUGCAGCUAACGUGCCAAAUAACCUGAUACCUAUACUGGAACCUUUGGAUUGCAAGGACGAGAACUUUGAUGACGAGAGUGCUAGCUCUCUUACAGACGAAAAGCCAUAUGAGAUUGUUACUAGAUCACAAUCACAGUUGCAAGAGGGAGGUACAUCUCCAUUUAAUUCUGUUAUAAAGUUUAGACCCUCAAAGGCUCAAUUUUCUCAACUCUCUCAGACCGUUUCUCAGCACUCUACCCUGUGCUGUAAAGAUGCUCCAUCUAAUAAGCCCUCAAUAGACGCUCAGUCUCUGACUUCGGACAAACUGAUAAUGGAUUUUUCCAACAGGCAAUCCGCACUAGACAAUAAUCGUAUCCCGUUUUUUCUGCCAGCCAUAAGGGUAUUUAAAGGACACAUCGCAGACGUGAUCUCGUGCUCCUGGUCGAAAAGUAACUUCUUAGCCACAGGCUCCCUGGACAAGACUGUUAAGAUAUGGAGCCCAAUCAAGGGCUCCUGUUUAGAGAUUUUGACCCAUAACUCACCUGUCACGUGUGUCCUAUUUCAUCCUCUUCACGAACAGUUUUUGUACACAGGUACAAGUGCUGGCGAUGUGUACCAGUGGGAUGUCAUUGGAAAGCGCAAGGUUUCCUGGACUGCCCCGCAAAUGGUAACGAGCAUAGCCUUUACAAAGAAUAAGUUUUCUCCGCCCACAGGCGUCAUAAUCGUAGGGACUGCCCAUGGAAAAAUAUAUAUACUAGGUGCAGACACGUUGCGGCCCAUCUAUGAGUUCCAAACAUAUACCGUACAGCACAGGAAACAGACCAGCAUCCCAGCCCCAAGGGUCCUGGCUUUGUCUGUCAUUGAUGAAACAAACGAAUUGCUGGUGUCCACAGCAGACUCUCAAAUUAAGCGGUAUUGUUUACUCUCAAUGCUGCAGACCAGAAAGUACAAGGCACACACAAUAUCUGGAAUUUUUGGGGCAGCUAUUCCCCGGAUUCUGGCCUUAAGUGAUUCAAAGGAGUCCACUCACGAGAAAACAUAUGAAGAAGACAUCAGUCGCUUUCUUAUCAUCGGAGAUGACAAGGGGUCUAUUUGCAUGUAUCCUGACGAGUCCCCUGCUUCUGGACGAUUAAGAUCAGGUGCCUCUAAAAAUUUCAUCGGUAUAUCUAGUCACGAGAAGCUAUCAAAACAGAGAGUCUAUACAACACAAGGUACGGACACGGCAAGAUCGUGCCUUAAGAUCAACCUUCCGUCCAAGACUGUAUGCACUACAAUCAAUGUCGUCCAGAGCAAUCAGCAUGUAACUGGUAUACAGGGUGAUGCAAGAAAGAGCUCCAUAGUGGUCACCACUGCGAACGGAUCAGUGAUAUGCAUCGACAUUUGA